Messenger RNA from Phymastichus coffea, 3339 nucleotides. RefSeq lists its product as uncharacterized. Gene Ontology annotation, molecular function: odorant binding; olfactory receptor activity. Gene Ontology annotation, biological process: sensory perception of smell; detection of chemical stimulus involved in sensory perception of smell. Lineage: Eukaryota; Metazoa; Arthropoda; Insecta; Hymenoptera; Eulophidae. Gene Ontology annotation, cellular component: plasma membrane. The record is from RefSeq and is a predicted model, not a curated record. The transcript has 14 exons. Bases 1 to 3186 code for a protein of 1061 amino acids.
AUGUUCGUACUCGGCGAGUGCUUCAUGAUGUUCAGUUACGCGGGGGCGUGGAGGCCGAUCGGCUGGGACGGCGAUCGCUUGAAGACGAGCCUCUACUACAUUUACACGAUUUCGGCCGCGACUCUCGUUUACUCCCUCACCGUGUCCGAGUUAGUGGGCGCGUUCUUGCUCACCGACAGUCUCGAAGCCUUCACGGACAUUUCCUUUCUGCUCGUGUCCACGGUCAGCGUGUGCUGCAAGCUGGCCAGUAUUAUUUUCAGGAGGCAAAAGAUCAUUCAGCUGGCGGAGAUGCUACUGCAAGACCAUUGUUUGCCGAGGAAUACUAUCGAAAUGAAGAUUCUUCGGAGAUUCGAUAAGACUGCCAGAUACUUGACCCUCUCCUGCUUUGUUCUCGCGGAGAUGACCGUGAGCGUGAUGUCGACGGGUCCCCUGCUAAUCAGCCGCGAAAAUCGCACUCUGCCAUUCAAAUCCUGGCUGCCGUACACGAUCGUAUCGCCGGUGACAUUUUGGCUGUCGUACGUCCACCAGACUGCUGCGAUAUUCACCUGCGCAACCAUCAACGUGGCACACGACUCCCUCAUCUGUGGAUUUAUGAUUCAAGCUUGCUCGCAACUUGAAUUGCUCAACUGGAGGCUGCUCGAAAUGCCGCAGAUGGCUAGACUAGCCGGAGGGAAUCAACUCUCCGAGGCGAAAAUCAUCGCGAAACACAUUCGGCACCACACUCACAUCUACAAGUUCGCGGAAAACGUUAACGCCAUAUUCUCGCCGACGAUAGUGAUGCAAUUCUGCAUGAGCUCCGUGGUGCUGUCGCUGAGCGUCUACCAGAUGUCGGUGAGCAUAAACGACGGCGUGCAAUUCGUCACGAUGGUGCUCUAUCUCUGCUGCAUGCUCGUGCAAUUCUUCAUGUACUGCUGGUUCGGCAACGAAGUCACUCUGAAGAGCCUAGAUUUCGGACAGUCGGUCUACGAGAUCGACUGGACGGAGCUGCGAGCGCGGACGAGCAGAGAUCUCGUGAUAAUGAUGCUUCGAGCGAAGCGGCCGAUCGUCAUGUCUUGCGGAGCUGUUAUCACGCUGUCUGUCAAGUCUUUCGUCACGAUAUUAAAAGCCUCGUACUCGGCGUUCAACGUGUUGCAGCGAUCGUCGCGACAAAUCAACGCACUAUUACCCGAGACGAUGCAGGUGCUCCCGGAAGCCUUUGCCUUGGCGAGUUGCGUGGGACUCUGGCGAUCGAGCGACAGCUCCUCCGCUUACGGCCUGUACACGUGCUUCACGGUGGCGACGAUGAGCCUGUUCCUCGCGUCGCAGCUCGUGGCCAUGCUCCUCUCGGCCGGCAGUUCCCUCGCGGACUUCGCCGACGCGACUUACAUGCUGCUGUCGACCGUGAACGCGAGCGUUAAGGGUGCCACCGUGCUGCUGGGCAGGAGGCGCGUCAGCGGCCUCGCGGAGGCGCUGCUCUCGAGCUGCUGCCUGCCGCGGAACGACGAGGAGAGGCGCAUCGCCGCGUGCUUCCGGAAAAUCGCCAGGUACAACGUCAUAAUAUGCAUCAGCCUGGCGGAAGUAACGGUGAUCGUGCUCGGAGCUUGGCCGCUGAUCCUGCCGGCCGACGAAACGGCGCUGCCGCUGCGCGCCUGGCACCCGUACAACGCGAGCGACGGACUCGGCUACUGGUGCUCGUACUUGCAUCAGGCCGCCGGGCUGAUGCUCACGGCGGCGUUCGACGUGGCCGUCGACACCCUCGCCACGGGGCUCAUGAUCCAAGCCUGCGCCCAGCUCGACAUCAUGGUUUGCCGGCUGAGAGCGAUGGCCGAGGCUUGCGCGCGAUCGCGCGACCGCGAGGCGCCGUCGAGGACCGAGAGGGCCGUGAUGAAGCAGAGCGUCGAGCAUCACCUCGUCGUCUUCAAACUCGCCGACGACAUCAACGCCACGUUCGGCCCGGUCUUCACGGUGCAAUUUUGCCUGAGCUCCGUCGUGCUCUGCAUAUCCAUAUACAAACUGACAGCCGGCGGCUCGCACGGCUCGGAGAUCUUCAUGCCGCUCUACCUCGCCAGCAUGGUCGUGGAAUUAUUUAUCUACUGCUACUUCGGCAACGAGCUCACGCUCAAGAGUAAGAGCUUAAGUAGCGUGCUAUUUGGCAUUGACUGGACGCUAUUGUCUUUGGGCUUUAGAAAAAAUUUGACAAUUAUGAUUCUUCGAUCAUCGAAACCAGUAAAAAUUGCAACUGAUAAUUUAGUACGGCUAUCAUUGGAAUCAUUUGUUAAGGCAGCUGUAAUAAAGUCCUAUUCUUAUUUAUUCAACCGAGAUAAGAUGGAUCAGUUGCUCGGCAUGUUUGCAGAGGAUUGUUGCUUGGCACGAGACGAAGUCGAGAAAAACAUCCGCAAGGCGUGCGAGGACAAAUUCAAAAAACUUGCAAAAAUAAUGUUCUUCUUCUUUGAAAUACUGGUGAUAUCAUUUAUGAUAACUCCAUUGAGCUUUGACAUAGAAUUGCGGAUUCUACCAUAUCCAGUUUACCUACCCUACAGCUUAAAAAAUCUGUGGAUUUAUUGGUUGUCAUAUGCUCACCACGUACUCACUGGUAUCUAUCUUGGACACGUUGCGAUCAUGAGUGAUCUCAUAGCCACCGGUUGUAUGUGGCAUUUGUGCGGACAACUAGAAAUAUUAAAAUAUAGAUUGCAAAAGUUACCGGACAUGAUCGUCACAACCAAUGACGUCAGCUUCGAAAGGCAAUUAAUGAAAGAGUGCGUGCGACAUCACGUUCAUCUGUACAAUAUCGCCGAUUUUAUAACCAUUGCCUUCAGCGUCUACGUCGUAUUUCAAUUCUAUUGUGAUGCUUUGGCUGUUUGCAUGAGUGUUUAUCAAUUGACCAUGAUAACUAGUGGCAUAAUUGAAAAACUUGCUUUUCUCUCUUACUUGGGGAUGAUUCUAGGCCGGUUAUUUCUUGUAACUUAUUUUGGAAACGAAGUAUAUUUGAAGAGUGAAAGUUUGACCGAUGCGAUAUUCGAAAUCGACUGGACACCACUUUCUACCGAGGUAAAGAAGAGCCUGUUAAUGAUGAUUCAAAGAUCAUCGAAGCCCAUUGUAGUCUCGAGCAGAUUUUUUGUACAACUCACGCUGGAAACCUUUAUUAAGGUUGUCAAGGUUUCGUACUCGGGAUACAAUUUGCUCACGUCCUCCGUACAUCAUGAAUAAAUUUUAUAUAUGUUAGUAAAUUAUAUUUUUUUCACUCGGGUUAUGCAGACAUACGGAUGAAAUGGCAAAUGAAAUGGAAUAAUAUUUUUAUAGUUAAUGGUACACUUAGUCGUUCAAUAUAACUAUCAGUAAAUUUAAGAGAUGUCGACGAGU